GCCAAAGUGGCAGGUCUCUCUUUCAAACCCCGCAACGCGUCUCUUUCGACGCGCACUCCAUCCGCGACGGCGUACAUACAGCGAUCCAGCUCUCCUUCCGCCGUCCGUCCUCCGACGUACCGCGAGGUCAUUAUGGCGGCAGCAGUACCGGUCCCAUACCACACACUCGAGGAAUCCCCUAAUUCGCGAACCAUCAAGAUCGGAGACUGGGAGAUCACUGCGCGCACGAAUCCUAUCUCCAAUGCGGGCGAACUGGACGCGUUACAGGCGGCGGUCGGUGGGAUACCGCUUCCCGAAAUGACAUUUGGAAACAAUGGGCUGAAGCUUCUGCACAAGCCCAGUGGAUGGCAGUAUGGCUUUGGUACGGAGGAAGCCUUGAAAGGCGUGAAGAACGGUGAACUGGAGCACGGAGACGGAGGUGUCAAAGUCGGAUAUGCGGAUGCAUGGCUGAAAAGCAGAACAGGACCAUCUUCUCAACUUCCGAUGCCUAAAACCGUCCCGACCAAGCCGUAUGACUGGACGUACACGACGAUCUACGGCGGCCAUACACUCUCGUCUUCGUCCAGCACCACCCAGUGGACACCCGCAGAUCCUGAUAACCCGAAGCAUACCAUCCCCCUGGCCGAGCUUACGCGCCAUGACCCUAUUCUGUUCUAUGCUGAGAUCCCGCUAUACGAAGAUGAACUACACGACAACGGUUCAUCACAUCUGCUUGUCAGAAUCCGUGUGAUGCCGACGUGUGUCUUCAUCCUGUCACGCUUCACCCUUCGAGUGGAUAACGUCCUCUUCCGGGCACUCGACACUCGAAUAUACCAAGCCUUUUCCUCCUCACCACCUCUCGUGGUUCGAGAGACAAGUGGAUGGGAGGCACCAUAUGCCUGGGUCCAGAAAGUGGAUACAAUACCUCCCCUUUAAACAUCGCUAUCGCUGACAUAUGGGAUUAGCGACUACCGAAGCGUGAUGACUUGACACCGUUGACCGACCCCAUGUGGAUCGCCAAGAUCCUCAGUGAGAUGUCCUCAGAGGUCUCGCAGCAAGCUGGGGCCGGUACGAAGUGGAGGGGACUUGGCACGAGAACCGAAGUUGCGGUUCUGAAUAAUUGAUGAAG
Molecule: messenger RNA, 1108 nt
Organism: Rhodofomes roseus
Lineage: Eukaryota; Fungi; Basidiomycota; Agaricomycetes; Polyporales; Fomitopsidaceae
Product: type 2A phosphatase activator TIP41
Exons: 3
Coding region: 133-915 (260 amino acids)
Biological process (GO): TOR signaling
Cellular component (GO): cytosol
Source: RefSeq, a predicted model, not a curated record